This is a messenger RNA of Eurypyga helias (sunbittern), 542 nucleotides long. RefSeq names its product NSFL1 cofactor p47. Lineage: Eukaryota; Metazoa; Chordata; Aves; Eurypygiformes; Eurypygidae. The annotation marks the transcript as partial. Gene Ontology annotation, molecular function: ubiquitin binding. Gene Ontology annotation, cellular component: cytosol; nucleus. The record is from RefSeq and is a predicted model, not a curated record. Gene Ontology annotation, biological process: Golgi organization; membrane fusion; nuclear membrane reassembly. The transcript is spliced from 5 exons.
AUUGCGCUUGCCAGUUUCUACGAGGACGGGGGCGACGAGGACAUCCUGACCCUUCCCCAGCCGACACCCAGCUCACUCUCCAGAGCCACUGUGGCCAGUGACCACAGAGUAACGUCGUUCAGAGACCUUGUUCAUGCGCAGGAGGAGGAGGAUGAAGAGGAGGAGGGACAGCGGUUUUAUGCCGGCGGCUCGGAGAGAAGCGGACAGCAAAUCGUUGGUCCUCCGAGGAAGAAGAGUCCCAAUGAGCUGGUGGAGGAUCUCUUCAAAGGCGCGAAGGAGCACGGGGCAGUGGCGGUCGAUCGGACGGCCAAGAGCGGCGGCGAGACUAGCAAGCCAAAACCCUUCGCAGGGGGAGGUUAUCGCCUUGGGGCUACUCCAGAGGAGGAAUCCGCUUACGUGGCAGGAGAGAGGAGACAGAACUCUGCUCAGGAUGUGCAUGUGGUACUGAAGCUCUGGAAGAGUGGAUUCAGCCUGGACAGCGGAGAACUGAGGAGCUACCAGGAUCCGUCCAAUGCCCAGUUUCUCGAUGAUAUCCGCAGAGG